Molecule: messenger RNA, 564 nt
Organism: Nannochloropsis gaditana CCMP526
Product: glycosyl hydrolase
Exons: 4
Molecular function (GO): protein binding
Source: RefSeq, a predicted model, not a curated record
UCCGAUCAUGCACAGAGCCUUGCCGCCGUGGUUCUACCAGGCUAUAUCUACACGUCGACCGACGCGGGCGUCUCCUGGACGGAGCGAUUAGACAAUAAAUCACGCAACUGGCGGUCGAUCGCGUCUUCGUCUGAUGGCACGAACCUUGCCGCCGUGGAAGGCUCUUUUUUGGGAGGCUCCAUCUAUACGUCGACGGACGCGGGCGCCACCUGGACGGUGCAAACCUCCGCUCCUUCUCGUAAUUGGCAAGCGAUUGCGUCUUCGUCGGAUGGCACGAACCUUGCUGUCGUGGCCUUUGAAGGCUCUAUCUACACGUCGACCGACGCGGGCGCCACCUGGACGGAGCAAACGGACGCUGGUUCUCGUAACUGGUUCUCGAUCGCGUCCUCGUCAGAUGGCACGAACCUUGCCGCCGUGGUUAAUGGAGGCUCCAUCUAUACGUCGACGGACGCGGGCGCCACCUGGACGGAGCAAACGGACGCUGGUUCCAGUAGUUGGCAGGCCAUCGCCUCCUCGUCGGAUGGCAUGGUACGUGUGUGGAUGCAAGCCAUUACACAAUAUGCA